GAUAAAUGCGGAAAUAGAGAAGCAUUGCGAGAAACUCUCCGCGGAAAUAGCGAAUCUCCAAGCGAUGAACGAGUCUCUUCAAAACGAGAACGUCACUCUGACCGUGAGCGUUUCGACUCUGCAAUCUCAAAUCAACUCGUUGCAGACCCAACAGACCGCUUUGCAAUUGGCUAAUAGCCAACUAGUGGCCGAAAAGGACGAGCUGAUGAAAAAGCAGCAGAUCCAAAAUACGCAGCACGACACUCUGCUCUUGGACCAAAUGACUUUGAGGUCGCUUCACGAACAGCUGAGUACCGAAUACGAACAGGCGAAAAACGAACAGGAGAAUCUCAAAAAGGUGUCGAGAGAUUUGCGGUCGGAGAUCAGGAACAUGAAAGAGAAGAAUAACUCUUUGCAGAGCAGAAUAGCGAAUUUGGAAAUCGAAAAGGAGACAUUGAAAAACGAAACGAAGAAUUUGGCGCAUUUGAAAGGGGAACACGUGAAACUAAAAGACGAUUUCCGAAAUUUGUUCACCGCCAGCGAUAGGAUGAAACAAGAAUACAAGGCUGUUCAGGAGGAAUUGAAAAACCUCAAAAUCGAGUCGAGGAAUCUUAGAUUGGGACAGACGGAAAUGCAAGGGGAACUCAACUCUAGAUCGGACAGAAUGGCGGGGCUUCAGUUGGAAAAUGCAAAGCUACAGCAAAAAUGUGAUAUGCUUUUCGAGAUGAACCAUUCAUUAGAUUCUGAUAGAAGAGCCCUUAUGGAUCAUGUUUCUCAGCUACUAUCACAAUACCAUUCGCUUCUGACUCAUUCUUUGGAAGACAAGCAACACUACCAUAUCGAAGAGAAAUUGUACACUGAUAAAUUGAAUAACUUGUGCAGGCAGAAAGAAAAGCUCGAGGAGAAAAUUAUGGAACAUUAUAGGAAGUUGGAUAACGCUUCAUCCAAAAAAAAGGGAUUCGGAGCAACUUUGGUGCGGCGAGUCAGAAAGGCGGGAUCGGAUAUAAUAAACAAAGUGCCAAGCAGGCAGAACCGCCGUUCCUGGCACGAAGACGCGGUCUCUCAAAUGAGCCACUCCCAACUGACGCUGUUGCGAGACAGAAACAUCCCGAACGCUCCCGGUUCCGGUGCGGACUCGAACUCGGACAACAGCGACAACACGGAAGACCAAUCACCGCCGUCUAUAAGCAUGGUCGGCGGCGGGCCUUCCCCGUCUCCUUCCUCGCCCCACCACUCGCCUUUCCGAAGCAGAAACGCCCCUAGCGGGGGGAGCUUACACGGGAUCAAGCCGAGAGAUGAAGUUGCUUUGUUACGGAGGACGGGGUUGAGGGAUACUUUGCCGCAUAGGAACAGCAUAGCUGGGGAUCAGGUAUUGGCUCAUCAUCGCGGUGCAUCCGGCGACCUGUCCGGCCUGGGCUCCGUAGGGUCGCGUCGCACGGUGUACCUGUCUGAAGACGACGCCGUAGCUGCACCACCUUCCAUCCCGGCACCCGGUGAUCCCGUUGACGCUGCGCUAGAGGAACCCGCACCGGAAUCCCAGAUGCAAAAGCCGCCGCUUUUAGUAUACAAUCGAGUUUCCACGACCAUUGGGCAGAUACAGGAUACGCAGUCGCAAAGGAAGGACGAGGAACAACAGGAGAAAGAAACUGUUGAAGAGAAGAAACCGACCAGUGGCAAGAAGGAGACGACCAUUUGGUACGAGUAUGGUUGCGUCUGAAAGUCAUCUGGAUAUGAUGAAUGUUAUGAUAAUUUGAAUCUAUCUGGAAUGACUUAUGAUUCACGUGAAAAGUUGGAGAUGUUUCAAUGUCCAGAUAUAUAGUUUUUUUGAUAUUGUACAGACCAGACACUUUUCAACAGCUAUGAAUAUAUGGCUAAUGCACAAUAAUUUUCAAUUGAGCUAUGUGAUAUUUUGAAAAGUUUAGCGAAAUUAGAGCUUUGAUUGUCUGUUUUCUAGCAGGAAUGUUGCAAUAUUACAUAAUCUUUAAUAAGCAAUUGAAAAAUAUAGAAAGCACUUGGUGAUAAUACAACGACUUACAAAAGUAUUACCUGAAUAUGUAAAUGCCAUAUAUGUUUUCAAAAUUGUUUUUAAAUUUUCUUCAGAUCAGUUUGUUUUAUUCUUGUCUUUAUGACUCAAUCUCUGUUACAAAUGUAACUUUCAGUAUUUUAUAAAUCGUUAAUUAAAUUAACACCAGUGUUAUUAGUAAUUUUGGGGCCUUAGUACUUGUAAUUUCGAGAUCAGUAUUUUUGAAUUCUAGACUGUUAUUUCCUGAUUACACAAUCUACCAAUAUCUUGAGGUUACCUAGUAGAUGGUUUUUAAUUUAGACGUGAACAAGUUUCCAGGGUCAUUUGGCCAAUUUUUCUUAAUCAGCACCCACUUUUUUAACUAGGAUUUACGUAUUUAUUUGAUUUGUUAAUAUAGAGUAGAGCACUAACUAUGUUUUAUAUUACAUCCAACUUGUAUGCCUUAUUAUUAGCAAGUUGCGGGUCUAUUUAUACAGAAAUGUAUAUUUUGUACUUUUUUAUGCUUCAC
Messenger RNA from Acanthoscelides obtectus, 2510 nucleotides. Lineage: Eukaryota; Metazoa; Arthropoda; Insecta; Coleoptera; Chrysomelidae. The record is from the annotation of a GenBank genome assembly.